This is a messenger RNA of Dipodomys ordii (Ord's kangaroo rat), 1376 nucleotides long. RefSeq names its product G kinase anchoring protein 1 (gene Gkap1). Gene Ontology annotation, cellular component: Golgi apparatus. The transcript is spliced from 11 exons. Lineage: Eukaryota; Metazoa; Chordata; Mammalia; Rodentia; Heteromyidae. The record is from RefSeq and is a predicted model, not a curated record. The coding region runs from base 154 to 1101 and encodes 315 amino acids. Gene Ontology annotation, biological process: signal transduction.
GGGCGCUUCUCCGCCCGGGAGUGGGACGCCGCGGUCCCCGGCUCUUCUCCAGAUAGUUUGCUGAGAAGUUUGGGCAGAGCAGCCGGAGGGUGAGGUGUGGCGUUGGUUCCUCAAUGAGAACUUAAUAGAAGUAUUUUAAAAGAAUACUCUACCAUGGCCUCAGCAGUCAUUAGCUCUGUUCUCACCACUGCUUCUCGUUUUGCCCUGUUACAAGUAGACAGUGGCAGUGGUUCUGAUUCUGAGCCUGGAAAAGGCAAAGGUCGUAAUACUGGAAAGUCUCAAACUCUGGGAAACAAAUCAACUACAAAUGAGAAAAAGAGAGAGAAAAGAAGAAAAAAGAAGGAACAGCAACAGAGUGAAGCAAAUGAGCUCAGGAAUCUAGCUUUUAAGAAAAUUCCCCAAAAAUCCUCUCAUGCCAUUUGUAAUGCUCAACAUGAGCUCUCAUCGUCAAACCCAGGACAGAAGGAGUCACGAGAAGAAAACUGGCAAGAGUGGAGACAAAGAGAUGAACAGCUGACAUCUGAAAUGUUUGAAGCAGAUCUUGAGAAGGCAUUGUUGCUAAGUAAAUUAGAAUAUGAAGAGCACAAAAAGGAGUAUGAAAAUGCUGAUAAUGCUUCAGCUCAGUCAAAAGUUACAAAUAAAAAAGAUAAAAGAAAGAAUCAUCAGGGAAAGGAUAAACCUCUCACAGUAUCACUAAAAGAUUUUCAAUCUGAAGAUCACAUUAGUAAAAAGACUGAGGAAGUGGUUCUAAAAGAUGGAAGAAUUGAAAGACUAAAGUUGGAACUUGAAAGGAAAGAUGCUGAAAUCCAGAAGCUGAAAACUGUGAUCACUCAGUGGGAGGCAAAGUAUAAAGAAGUAAAGGCAAGAAAUGCACAAUUACUGAAAAUGCUUCAGGAAGGUGAAAUGAAAGAUAAGGCAGAAAUACUUCUGCAAGUUGAUGAAUCACAAAGUAUCAAGAAUGAGCUAACUAUACAGGUGACUUCACUUCAUGCUGCAUUAGAACAAGAAAGAUCUAAAGUGAAAGUAUUACAAGCAGAAUUAGCCAAAUACCAGGGUGGCAGAAAAGGGAAAAGAAACUCUGAAUCUGACCAGUGUAGGUGAUUGCAUUAGCCUUGACACCAGCCCAAAAGUUAAAACUUUCAGGAUUUUGCAAAUAUGUAUAUAUUUAAUGUUGUGCAACUGCUAAACUAUGCAGUUUUUGUUGAAGGAACUAAAAGCAAGUAGCUCACUAACAGUCUAAUUUUGUGUUCUUUUGGCUUAAAAGUGAAAAGAAGAAAUACAGAAUUCCAGCAGAACUCAUGAUUAUUGUUUACUAUCCAUACAUACUUCUUACCACUUUAGUUUUUCAUCAGUCAAUAAAUUCAUUUACUCUUCCA